GUGGGGAGGUCCCCCUCCCUAAAUCAACUUUCAAGAUGUCGGAUAAAGGAUAGGCUAUAGCCACCUCUUCCAAGAAAAGAAAACACUCUACACCCUCUAUUCCCUCCAUCUACAAGAAUUAUGCUAAGAAUCCUCUAAAUGACGAAGAAAGGAAAAAUCAGCUGUUACCUUCUACUGACCCAACCAAGUUCCCUAAUCUCUACUGUGAGCUUCGACUUUCUAAGUAUCGGACAACAAAACUAAACACCGAGAAGAAGCUUGUUCUCCCCAAUGAUGUCCGACGGGCCAUUACUAGUCGGAUCCUUGAGUUGGGUAUAGACUUUGUUGACCGAGAUUUGGGGGAUAUCAACAUAUCUUGGGUGAAGGAAUUUUAUUGCAACUUCUUCCGUCCGACUUUGGAUUCGGUCCAGUUGAGGGGUAGAGAGAUCAUGAUCACUGAGACGGCCAUAGAGGAGGCUUUGCAGUGCCGACAUAUUCCUGAUGGCACUUGCGCCCAUCAGCAGGCCGAGUUGGCCAUACACAGCAUGACUUUUGAUUACGAGGCACUGAGGAGCGUGAUUGGUCUACCAGAGGCUACAUGGGUUAUGGAUGCAAACAAUACCAAGCCUAAGGGGAUGCUAUUCGCUCACUUGAUUAGAGAGGCCAGGACUUGGCAGAUGAUCUUUGGCCACUACGUCUUGCCUACCACUCACUUCUCUGAGAUCCCCAUGGAGAUGCUUCUGCUGAUUGGGUGUGUCAUGGAGGGGAAGGAUGUCUAUUUUCCGCGGCUCAUCCGGCAGUGCAUGUGGCGGGCGCAUAUUCGUGGCCUACUUCCAUUUCCUACUUUGGUCACGAGUAUGGCUGCCCUAGCCGAGGUCCCUUGGUCAGAUGACGAUGUGUUACCACCACCGCCUGAUGCAGAUGACAGAGAGAUUACUAUUCCUUGGGGUGGUUGGGUACACGAGAGGCUGCCAGCUAGACGCCGUUCCAGGGCUAGAGCGGUAGUGGGGACAGCCGGACAGUCAGCCCCUACAGCAGCACCAUCUUCCUCUACUACAGCAGCCCCCUCAUCAUCGACAGUUCCACCUGCAGCACCUGAGACCACCUACUUACUGGUCCAGCGUCUAUUCCGGUUUUUAGAGUGA
Molecule: messenger RNA, 1124 nt
Organism: Arachis stenosperma
Lineage: Eukaryota; Viridiplantae; Streptophyta; Magnoliopsida; Fabales; Fabaceae
Exons: 2
Coding region: 429-1124 (231 amino acids)
Source: RefSeq, a predicted model, not a curated record